AUGCUGGAAGCUGGUUAUUUUCUUAAAAAUAAGCCAUUUUUUCGAAAUAUUGGCACCAUUUGCACAUAUGCCGUGAUUGGAACGCUCUUCAACACAGCUUGCAUAGGUAUAGAAUGCCUACUGUCAUUUUUUCUUGAGAUCGCUGUUUUUGCGACGCUCAUUAGUGCUGUCGAUCCAGUAGCAGUGUUGUGUGUGUUUGAAGAUAUCCACGUGAACGAUGUGCUGUACAUUUGCGUUUUCGGUGAAAGCCUUCUCAACGACGCCGUUACCAUUGUGAGUACAACAAUUUUCAUCUUUUUUCCACAAUUAUUCCAUUACAUUGAAUUGCUUUCGAAUCAUCAGGCUGUUCUUCCUUUGAUUAUGGUAUUGAUGCCAUGUUUCUUCUAUCUUCUCACCGAUUCCUUCCAUCUUUCUGGAAUUCUAGCAAUUGUUACAUGCGGAAUCUUGGUGAAAAACUAUAUGCGUGGUAAUUUGUGUGAUGAGAUGCACUUCACAGUCGAAUACCUUUAUAAAAUGGCAUCGUCAUUUUCCGAAAGUUUCAUUUUCGUGUUUUUGGGGGUGUCCGUGGUUUCCUCAAAUCAUGUUUUCAACAUAUGGUUCAUCGUUGCGACUCUGGUGGGAUGCUUCGUCUUCCGUUUCAUAGGUGUAUAUCUUCUCACAUUCAUCCUCAACAGGUUUCGCUUUGAGGAUGAUCGUAUCUCAUAUGUGGACCAGUUUGUUUUGGCUUACGGUGGCAUCCGAGGAGCUGUUUGUUACGGUCUUGUAACGUCUAUCGACGAGAAUUUAAUUCCUGCGAAGCGGAUGUUCGUCACUACGACGCUUGCUGUGAUCAUGUUCACUACAAUCAUACAAGGUACCACUAUCAAAUUUAUCGUCAAUUUACUGAAAGUAAAAAGAAGGAAAAAUCCCGAGGAAAAACGGCGCGUAUUCGACUAUUUGGCUAACGAAGUGACGAAACAUGUUAUUGACUUCAUUGAGAACCUGACAAAUCUGCACGGCGAAAACGUUGUGAGUAAAAAUCUCCUCGUUCUUUCAUCAUAG
Messenger RNA from Angiostrongylus costaricensis, 1041 nucleotides. The record is from the annotation of a GenBank genome assembly. Lineage: Eukaryota; Metazoa; Nematoda; Chromadorea; Rhabditida; Metastrongylidae.